GAGUACGUGAAACUCAUUUGCUACGCGUUCGUCUAGCACGUGCGACCACUGUUCUUCGCGCAGCGAACGUUGUGCGCGCGGCGUCUUUGGCUUCUCUACUCUCGUUCGGCACGCACACUCCAACGGGUUGCUUCUAUACUUCUACUAACGAAAAUCCUUUAAUAUCAAGUCGAUCGUCAUGGCAGAAGAGUAUCUUUAUGGAAUUACCCUCGAAGGACUGAAUUCUAGCGAGGUAUGGGAUCCGGAGCACAAAAACGACGACGCAGACGGAACAAACCAACAUUUCGGUGCAGAUCAGAAGCUGAUCAUAAAAAUGGCUCUGCUAGGUCCAGAGGCUAAACCCGGCGAACUUAAUGUAUUACAAGUUGAAGCAAUGGGGUUAAAAGGACCCAUCAAAACACCAAUUGCCCUGCUGGAGAUGGGGAAAACUGCACAGAUUAUUCUGGAUCUCAGUUUUCCUGACCCUCCAGUCACAUUUACUUUGGUUAAAGGAAGUGGUCCUGUUCACAUAGUAGGACAUAAUCUACUUGGUACACACAUGGAGGAGUUUGAUGAUAUGGAUGAUGAAAUGGAAGAGGAGAACAUCGAUGAUGACGAUGAUGAUAAGGAGCCAGAAGAUGAGGAAGACGAUGAAGAUGAACCCAAGAAGAAGAAUGCCAAAUUAACAACUGCAGCCAAAUACAAAAAUCAAGCUAAUAAGAACAAGAAAAAAUAAGCACGAGCCUUAUUACUAUGGAAACAACAAACUUUUAAGUUAGGCUAAGCGUAAGUCCAUCAAUAUCAUCCGCAUUUGUGCGAAUCUAGUAUCGUUUCACCAGAUUAUCAGACGACAACGUUGCCUUCCACGUUUCUACAACACAACUGGACCAAUGAAAACUAUUAUAAAAUAUUACACUAUGUACGAAGAAUUAUGUCGCAUUUCUUUGAUGUAUAAAAAUUUUAAUUAUGUCGUAUGUCUGUUGUGGACAGAGAGUGGGAUUUAUUUUAACAAUAUUUUCCCCAAAUUGCCUUAGAGGAAUGACCCGUAUUAAACAAACUCUAUGGGAUAUUAAGAAUGUGAAUCAAAAAUUAUUUUUUUGACAAAAUUUUAUGGAGUUGAAAGUUCAGAGGGCAUUCUUCUGAGAGCCAAUUGUAUGCAUUAACUUCUUUUAUUUUGUUACGGGGGGAAAUUACUAAAAAAAAAAAAAAACAAACAAAAAAGUGUGUAAGGUGAUGUAAAAAAAAUGUGAAUUUUUAAAAGUAAAUGUGAAAAAAAAAAUAUAUUUGGCCCAGUUGUUGUUAAUAAAAUUAGUGGAAAGCACGGACGGACCCACAGUGAGGUGUAUUCGUAUUGUUUCCUUUUUGUCUUCUCCGAUGCCGUGUUCACACAUCGAUACUUCCAAUGAUGCGAAGAUACACUAUUCUAACGUAGUAAUGUAAACGCGAUUCGCAGAAAAAAGAAAAAAAAAAUGAAUUACUAUGCUCCUUAAGGGAAAACAGAAACAAAUUUCGAAGAUAACGUUCCAGUGUAAUUUAUUAUUUUCGUGUGUACAAGAUGGGGAAAGGGUAAUAGUCACAGAACCCUUAUGCUAGAAUGUUAUUGAUUGUAAAGAGGAAAAAAAAAUGAGAUCAGGAUUUUAAAAAAGAAACAUAGUUACGAGUCAUCUCGAUAUUCAUUCCAUUUGAUGAAAGAUAACAGAAGAGGGGAUUACAUAGGUGUACUACACAAUGUGAUGCUCUUACAUCAGUGUCAUAUGCGAUAAAAGCAUAUGUAAUGCGUGCAUAGGACACGCCCAUACGAUUGAUAAGUAGUCUGUACACCUAUUUUGUACAUAUACGAUACAAUAAAAAAUUUCACAACUUUUAAUCAGUA
Messenger RNA from Bombus pascuorum, 1852 nucleotides. Its product is annotated as nucleoplasmin-like protein. Gene Ontology annotation, cellular component: nucleolus; nucleoplasm; cytoplasm. Gene Ontology annotation, biological process: chromatin remodeling. The record is from RefSeq and is a predicted model, not a curated record. The transcript has 5 exons. The coding region runs from base 179 to 715 and encodes 178 amino acids. NCBI's taxonomy places the organism in Eukaryota, Metazoa, Arthropoda, Insecta, Hymenoptera, Apidae. Gene Ontology annotation, molecular function: chromatin binding; histone binding; RNA binding.